Triplophysa rosa is the source of this 2245-nucleotide messenger RNA. RefSeq names its product membrane-spanning 4-domains subfamily A member 4A-like. NCBI's taxonomy places the organism in Eukaryota, Metazoa, Chordata, Actinopteri, Cypriniformes, Nemacheilidae. Gene Ontology annotation, cellular component: membrane. The transcript is spliced from 8 exons. Bases 134 to 922 code for a protein of 262 amino acids. The record is from RefSeq and is a predicted model, not a curated record.
UCAAGGUGCAGGUGGUUCACAUGUAAAUCGAAACCAAAAGUCUGAGUUCGUUGUGUGAGAAGACGCCUUUUCUGAACGCUGUGAAUCAAAGCUUACAAGUUCCGUCUUAUUUAUCGGUCAGGUGAGAUUCAAAAUGUCCAGCACUGUCAUACCUGUGAGCUCUUCAACGCUCAUUAUCCAAUUUCAGCCACCAACACAAACAACACCAGUGACAACGGUGCCAAAUGCUCCUGUGCCUGUCUAUGUACAACAGUCAGCAGGAGUUUCACCUCGUCAUGGACUUCAGGCAUUUCUGAAAGGCCAACCAAAGGCCCUUGGGACGGUCCAGAUAAUGAUUGGUGUGCUGACUUUCCUGUUUGGCAUUGUGUCUGCAGUAAAUGCAGGGUCCAUCUCCGUCUUCAGUGGAAUUGUUUACUGGGGAUCUCUUAUCUACAUUACCGCAGGCUCACUCUGCAUUGCUGCAGAAAAUGAAAUGAAUUCACCCUCCAGUUUGUGUUUGGUGAAUGCUUCACUCGGAAUGAACAUUUUCAGUGCUAUAACUGCAGGCAUCGCCCUUAUUUUAUUUUCACUGGAUUUGGUUUUUGGACCAAUGAAUGUUUACUGCAACGAGUAUGAUAACUAUGACUGUCAUUCACAGAGAAUGUAUAAGACUCUCUUCUUUGGAAUCAGUGGUGUAUUGCUGUUAUUCGCCUUGCUUGAGUUUAUCAUCUCCAUCUAUCUGUCAGCAUUUGCCUGUAAAGGCAACUCCUGCUGCUGUCCUCCUCAGGUGCAGUUUGCUCCACAGGCUUUACCUCCACAGUCCUCUGAUUUCAGGCCCAGUCAUUACCACGAUCUUAACAGCUCUGAGAUACCUGUGGACAGCAGCUCUUUCAUUCAUCAGCAUCCUGCAGAACGUCCCCCGCAAUACAGCGAAAGCAAAUAAAUAUCAAUAUUAAAAACAUGGACAGUGAAGUGAAAAAGUCCCUUGUGAAUGCAAAAUAUAUGGGAAUAUAUUGGAAAAUAUGAUGUCCUCUAAUGUCCUUUCAUAAGAAAUGAAAAUAUGAAAGCAAAUAAAGAAAUCACUUGAUCAGAUAAUAAUUACAGUUUUUCACAGUCAUAUGUGUAAACUCUGUUUAAGACUAGAUAAUAUUUCAUGAUUUUCUUUACUUAAGUCAAGAAUGCUGCAUAAUCAUCUGUGAAAGUGGAUAGGCUUGAACAACUGUAAUUGCUUAAUAUAAUCUGUGGGAAUAGAGUAAAUCAUAAUAAAUAAUCGAUAAAAAAAUGUCUGAUUUGUGUCUUAACUAAAACAGGAAAAAAGUUUGUUGAACAAGGGUGAUUGUCACAUUGUGCAAGUUAAAGGAGAAGCGAGGAUCCAGGGGCCUCAUUUAUAAAACUUGCGUACGCACAGAUUUGAUAUGCUGCAAUUAUAUAAAAGAUAACAUGCCACGGCAGCAAAUUCAGCUGCUCUUGUGUUGGUCCCACUUUGUCGAGACAAACUCGUUGGAGCAGCCCCAAAUUUCAGCUACUGGCGGCUCUCCUCUUUCUGUGUUUCUUCCUGUAGCUGUUGAUUUUAAGUGCUCCUGUGCUUCUCUUUUAUUGAGUUAAUGAAGACACUAACAUGAAAAUACAAACCAGGAGUUUGGAACUUUUUUAAUCUGGGACCAAGACAAAUAUAAUCACAGGUAUUUCAUCACCCACCUAAUUGUUUAAAAGACAUAUAAGGAAAAAUGCACAUUCACUCCCUUUUAGUAUUUUAAUUUUUCUUGUACGACUGAAUAAGUUUAAUUGCAACAUUAAAAUACUUUAUUGUUGGGCAGCAUGUUAUAUUAUUCUUCAUAAACAUUCAAAACCUACUGCCUCCGAAAUACUUGAUUACUGUUGUAUAGUCUCUAUGGUAAACACAUUUUACACAUUAAAAUUAAUCAAAACAAGCAAACAAAAAUCUAAACUAUGUUAUAUGUGCAGUAGACAGACAGGUGCAACUCCAGAAAUGAGGGCAUGAAGCAACAUGCUUUGUCCAUGCUGUAAACGUGCCGCUUGUGCAUUCAGUGUCCAAGCAAAAUAAACGCGUGGACUACAGGCUAAACGAGUUUAAUUGUUGGUCCUUUUUUCAAUUCAAUUUUAUUUAAAUAGAGCUUUUCAAAAUUUUCAUUGUUGAAAGCAGCAUUACAUAUCAUAAUUAAAAAGGACAAAAUUGAAGACAGUAUUUGGUAUUAAGAUGGUAUUAUUGCAAGUUUUGCCCUAUGCAAUGUACACUGAUGAAACU